UGAAGUAUGUAUGAGUAUAUGAGUACAUAAUAUACAAUAUCAAAAUAUUUUUUGUAAUAAAUACGUCGAAUAUUUUUUUACAAGAAUUCAGGAAUAACUUCAAAUAUUUCUUAAAUUAAAUACAAUAAUUAUAAACUAACUAAUCAUCAAUAUGGGAGGAUUAUUUACAAAAACUAAAAAGCCUCAAAGUAGAGUAACAGAACAGGACAAAGCAGUUUUACAACUUAAACAGCAAAGAGAUCGUUUGAAACAAUACCAAAAACGUAUUGAGUUGUCUUUGGAAAAUGAUAGACAAUUGGCUAGAAAAUGUCUAUCACAAGGAAGAAAAGAACGGGCAAAAUUACUUUUACGCAAGAAAAAAUUCCAGGAAAAUCUGCUUUCAAAUACUGAUAAACAACUAGAAAAUCUUGAAAAACUUGCCGCUGAUAUUGAGUUUGCCCAGGUUGAGAUUCAAGUAUUAGAUGGCCUUAAGCAAGGCAAUGCAGCCCUGAAGAAAAUGCAUGACAUACUAGAUAUUAAUGAAAUUGAGAAAAUCAUGGAUGAGACUCGGGAAGGAAUUGAGAAGCAACAAGAAAUCGAUUCAAUACUUUCGGAUGCAUUGACGCAAGAAGAUGAAGAUGAUGUAUUGGCAGAAUUAGAUGCUUUAGUAGCUGAAGAAGACGAGACAACAGCUGAAAUAAAACUGCCAGAAGUCCCCAACGAUACUCUACCUAACAAUGUGGAUGACGAGGUAGUAGAAGGAGAGAAACCGACCAAAGAAGUUAAAACAAAAGAAAAACCUGCUAAAGUUUUACUAGAAGCCUAAGUAAAUUACGCAAUGGAAUUAAGCUUUUUUAACAAAUGAUGAUGAUUAAUCUUCGUUGUUUACUAGAUUAAUCAUUUUUGUGUGGCAUAAUUUUAGAUUAAGUCCGUGUAUAUUUUUAAAUAAUUUGCUGUAUAUAUUUUUAUGUACUACUUUAUAUAUUAACAGUUUCUUCGUUCGUACGAUCUAUCAUUUCCAUUGGGAAUUUAUUUCAAAUGCAAUAGUACGUGAACGAAUAGGCUGUUACUAAAAAGUUGAAAUGGAAUUAAAAAAUAAAGUUUUUCUACAAAGUUCUUAGAAUUUAA
Lucilia sericata (common green bottle fly) is the source of this 1107-nucleotide messenger RNA. It is a transcript of the gene Vps20, whose product is annotated as charged multivesicular body protein 6-A. Bases 152 to 805 code for a protein of 217 amino acids. Gene Ontology annotation, biological process: late endosome to vacuole transport via multivesicular body sorting pathway; vesicle budding from membrane. The record is from RefSeq and is a predicted model, not a curated record. Gene Ontology annotation, cellular component: ESCRT III complex; multivesicular body. NCBI's taxonomy places the organism in Eukaryota, Metazoa, Arthropoda, Insecta, Diptera, Calliphoridae. The transcript is spliced from 3 exons.